CAGGACCCGAUGGGAGCCGCAGCAGCAGCAGCAUAUGUUUACCGCGUCGUUUGACACAACAAUCGCCGCAGUGGUUGAGUAUAGCUUUCCAUUGAAAAAGAUAGGCAGGGCAAAACGCAUUGAUUGCAGUGUUCCGGGUAAAACGUACCUUUCUGGGCUCCCAUGCGUGGAGAGGACAUGGCCGUGGUGGCACGCGUAUCGCUGCUGGACACAUUAUUCGACGAGUAUGAUGCCAUAGUACUUUAUCGAAUAGCACACAGGCUGUACAGUGUGGAAGUUGUUUGUCGCUUCUGGGCGCUGGAUGUUCCCGGUGCAGUGCGCGCUCAAGGGGGGACAGUCAACAAAGUGAAGCCCUACCGACAACUGCUUACAUCUGCCGUCCUGCUCGAUAGCAAACAGGCCGAUCUCUAUAAUGCGGUCAACAGAGUCAUCUUCCAGCUGACAGCACAGAAAGCCAACUUGAACCGGUGGAAUCCUGUCUAUCACCGGGCACUGGCACUGGCACACAGACUGGAUUGAACUGCCACUGGAGUGGCUCUGACGCGCAGUUGCAGGCAAAAAGUGGGAAACUUGUACAGCCAACAAACUCGAAGCCAAGCCAGCUCGCGGCCACAACCGGCGAGCACGUGCCCAAACCAGCGCUUUGAUACGGGACAAACUGCCCAGGUGUUGACAAAACAUGCGCAGUACCACCCAGAUACGAUGUUACAAUUCCAUCCGAACAAUGGGUACACGGUAUUGUUGCAAUAAUAUAAUAUAGACACAGUACAUGUACACAUGGGCCGAUGCCAAUGACACUCUACCAGACGAAUACG
Molecule: messenger RNA, 815 nt
Organism: Exophiala dermatitidis NIH/UT8656
Lineage: Eukaryota; Fungi; Ascomycota; Eurotiomycetes; Chaetothyriales; Herpotrichiellaceae
Exons: 1
Coding region: 163-519 (118 amino acids)
Source: RefSeq, a predicted model, not a curated record